CCAGCGAAGUAGGCCGUGCAGCUCAGGGUUUGCUGAGUGCUUGCCGCGGUGGGUGGUGAAUGCGAGCUAGAAGGUAGUGUCACCGCGAACGGGCGUGCUCAGGGAUGCUCGGGGAGGCUGGAGGCGCCUCCCGGGGCUAGGUGCGGAUUUGCGGGACUCGCGCGCGCGCGCACGCGCACGCGUUUCAAGCCUUCUGAGCUGGCUCGGCAGUAGUUGGAGCGCAGACCUUUGGGGUUCAAGCUGGAAAAGUUUUGUCUUGCUAGAGAGUGUACACUCACACAAAAAAAGCUACUCUGGUGCAAGCUAGGAUGAAACAGUUGCCUGCAGCAACAGUUCGCCUCCUGUCCAGUUCUCAGACAAUCACAUCAGUGGUCAGUGUUGUGAAAGAGCUUGUUGAAAACUCCUUGGAUGCCGGAGCUACCAGCAUUGAUGUUAGACUGGUGGCAGUUACAACAAGGACAGCUGCCGAUGACUUCAGCACUCAGUAUGUUUUAGACGGCAGUGGCCACAUACUUUCUCAGAAGCCUUCACAUCUUGGUCAAGGUACAACUGUAACUGCUCUAAAGUUGUUUAAGAAUCUACCUGUAAGAAAACAAUUUUACUCAACAGCUAAAAAGUGUAAAGAUGAACUAAAAAAUGUACAGGAUCUUCUCAUAAGCUACGGUGUCCUGAAACCUGACAUAAGGAUUAUUUUUGUACAUAAUAAGGCAGUUAUUUGGCAGAAAAGUAGAGUUCCAGAUCACAGGAUGGCUCUAAUGUCUGUUCUGGGAACUGCUGUGAUGGGCAACAUGGAAUCUGUUGAGCAGCGCUGUGAAGAAUCUCAGAUUUACCUAAGUGGAUUCUUCCCAAAGCAUGAUGCAGACCACAAGUCCACAAGUCUUUCAACCCCAGAGAGAAGUUUCAUCUUUAUUAAUAGUCGACCAGUACAUCAAAAAGAUAUACUAAAGUUAAUUCGACGCUAUUAUAAUCUGAAGUGCCUAAAGGAGUCUACCCGCUUGUAUCCCAUUUUCUUUCUGAAAAUUGAUGUUCCAUCAGCUGAGGUGGAUAUAAAUCUAACACCAGAUAAAAGUCAAGUGUUAUUACAAAAUAAGGAAUCUGUUUUAAUUGCUCUUGAAAAUCUGAUGAUGACCUGUUAUGGACCACUACCCACUACAGAGUCUUAUGAAAAUAACAGAGUAGAUGUUUCCUCAGCCAGCAUGGUUGUUAGUCAAACAGCAGAAACAGACGUGCUUUUUAAUAAAAUGGAAUCAUCUGGAAGUAAUUAUCCAAAUGCUGAUACUUCUGCUAUUCACUUCCAAAAGGAUGAAUCUAGAAAAAACAUUGAUCAUCAUUUAAAUGAACAGAUAAAUAUAGGCAAUUAUUGUGAUGAUCAUUUUAGUGGUGACAUUAAUAAGGACACAUUUCAAAAUAUCCCUAUGAAUAAUUUAUCAUCAGAGGCUAAUCAGAGUAAACACAGUAAAACUCAUUCUGUAGGUUCUAUUGAGCAUAUCCAAGGAGAAAAUGGCAGGAAUGGUACAGGAGGACGUGGUGGAGAUGGGAGGGAAGCACUUCCUGAGACAGCUCUGGAAAUCUGUGCAGAUGAUUGGAGCAAAGGAAAUGUAUGUAAUUCGAUGGGAGAGAAUAUCGAACCUGUGAAAAUUUUAGUGCCACAAAAGAGCUUAGCAUGUAAAGUGACCAAUAGUCACCCAAGCCUUGAACCAGCGAAUCUCAGUGAUGGUCCAUGUAGCAGAACAUCAAAUGUAAUCCAUAGCAGAUCUGGACAGCUUACAGCCUAUGACUUAAUUAGCAAUCGAGCAGUCAAGAAGCCCAUGUCGGCCAGUGCCCUGUUCAUUCAAGACCACCGUACUCAGUUCCUCACAGAGAAUCCCAAGACUGUUUUAGAGGAUGCGACAGAACAAAUUAAAGCACAAUGGGAGACACUGAGUGAAGAGGAAAAACACAAAUAUGAGGAAAAGGCUAAAAAGGACUUGGAACGAUACAAUAACCAAAUGAAGAAAGCUAUUGAGCAGGAGACACAAGUAUCAUUAAAAGACGGCAGGAAAAAGAUAAGGGGCUGGACACAGAAACAUAAGGUGAAAGAUUCAUCUAAUCAGCCAAAACUUGACGAGCUCUUUCAGUCCCAGAAUGAAAAGAAGAAGAGUGAAAAUAUUAAAAUGACAGAGAUCCCCUUUUCUAUGGAAAACUUAAAAGUGAACUUUAAGAAACAAAAGGAAGUUGAUUUAGAGGAGAAGGAUGAGAUAUGCCUGAUCCACAGUCUCAAGUUUCCUGAUGCAUGGCUGGUCACAUCCAGAGCAGAUGUCAUGUUACUGAACCCGUACAGAGUGGAGGAAGCCCUGCUAUUUAAAAGACUUCUUGAGAAUCAUAAACUCCGUGCAGAACCACUGGAAAAGCCAAUUAUAUUAACAGAGAGUCUUCUUAAUGGGUCUCAUUAUCUGGAGGUUUUACGUAAAAUGUCAACAGUUGAGGAAAGAGGCAGUGGAUCAGCUUACCUGUGUGACCCUCGUCUUACAGCAAAUGGCUUCAAGAUCAGAUUGACACCAGGAGUUUCCAGUACUGAGAACUACUUGGAAAUAGAAGGAAUGGCUCAGUGUCUCCCAUUCUAUGGAAUAAUGGAUUUAAAGGAAAUUCUUAAUGCUAUAGUAAACAAAAAUGCAAAGGAGAUUUAUGAAUGUAGACCUCGAAAAGUGAUAAAUUAUCUGGAGGGAGAAGCCGUCCGUCUAUCCAGACAGCUACCCAUGUACUUACCACGAGAGGAUGUCCAAGAUCUUAUCUAUAGAAUGAAGCACCAGUUUGGAAAAGAAAUUAAAGGCUGUGUUCAUGGCCGCCCAUUUUUUCAUCAUUUGACCCAUCUUCCAGGAACUUCAUGAUUAAGCUUAUGACCAUUAGUUACUAUGGAAAUUGCUAUGGUUCUUAAUCCACUU
Messenger RNA from Mus pahari (shrew mouse), 2921 nucleotides. RefSeq names its product PMS1 homolog 1, mismatch repair system component (gene Pms1). The record is from RefSeq and is a predicted model, not a curated record. Gene Ontology annotation, molecular function: ATP-dependent DNA damage sensor activity; mismatched DNA binding; ATP hydrolysis activity. Bases 309 to 2867 code for a protein of 852 amino acids. Gene Ontology annotation, biological process: mismatch repair. NCBI's taxonomy places the organism in Eukaryota, Metazoa, Chordata, Mammalia, Rodentia, Muridae. The transcript has 12 exons. Gene Ontology annotation, cellular component: MutLalpha complex.